Vanessa atalanta (red admiral) is the source of this 7870-nucleotide messenger RNA. RefSeq lists its product as uncharacterized. Bases 213 to 6647 code for a protein of 2144 amino acids. The record is from RefSeq and is a predicted model, not a curated record. The transcript is spliced from 2 exons. Lineage: Eukaryota; Metazoa; Arthropoda; Insecta; Lepidoptera; Nymphalidae.
GUAACACUAAGCGUAAUAAAGUCGACGGCGUAGGAACGUAAUAAAUCGGUGUCUCCAAGGAAAUAAUAUUGAUGUUUUAUGUUUUUUAUUAAAUUUUGAGGAAUGAGGGAUGUAUUGCUCAAUUUUUGAAGAUUGAUUUAUUACGGAGGACGUCCGAAGACAUAAAAAAAUGUUAAGAAAUCAGUGUAUAACAUAUCCUAAACAAGGUAGCCAUGGAUCCUAAAGAAUUAAGGGCCAACGCACCACUCAGUAUAAGCUUAAGUGAUGACAGUACUAAAUAUGUCCACAGCAGCCCAACGCUGCCAGGUAACAAAAGCAAAUCAUAUCAUGAAAUUGGAUCAAACUCAAUGGGCAAGGUGGAUGCGGCGGCCGCGCGGCCGUGCGCUAUUAUUGGACCUGAUCGGGUGCUCACUCAAACCUCUAGUGAUGUUUAUUUAAAAAAAGCGCCAGUUGAACCUUGGCCUUGUUCAGAUAAUACAUACCGUCAACCACCUGAUUACCCAAAUAAGUUAUCCGAAUAUCCCCCUAUCAGGAACAUAUCACCAAGACAAACAUUCCAAGAAAAUAUGCAGCGUGUAAUGGUUCCACCUUCAUAUAAUUCCAUAAAAAAUAGUGAUGAAAGUAGUUUAAAAAAUUCAAAGUUAAAUAUGCCACAAGAGGCUAAAUACUGUGAUGUGCCUUAUAAUAUGAAUUCUGUGACCAAUGAACUAAAAAGUGUUAGAAAUGCUGACAUGCCUAUGUCUAGUGUUAAUCCUGCUUAUAGUAGAGCAGUACCGCAUUAUGGGUGGCCUGCUGGUGUUAGUAUUCGGCCUCCGAGACCUUAUGGUGCUCCUGAAAUUUACCAGUUUCAAGAAUAUCCCGGUGGUGUUGGUCCAAGACCUGUGACAAUACCACAUCCUCACAGGGUACAUCGUGAAGAAGCUGCUCAAGUUUAUUCGGAACGUUUUUAUCAAGAAGCUAAUAUACGGUUUAAGCCAUACCCUGUUUUGAAAGAAAAGCAUCAACAAUCAAGGUAUGACUAUAUAAAUAAUUAUCAAAAUAAUUUUCAUCCACCUGUGUCAUUCACACCUCACAAAUAUGAUUUACAAAAAUCAAUACACCCGCAUCCAUAUCCGGUCUAUUCCCAAGUACCGUUAAAAUACCUGGAUAGAAGAGUCCAUGAAUCUUUUGUAGAUGGUUACCAAAGAUCUAAUCAACAACCAAAUUUUAAUCCUCAAUUUCAUAACCAAGUUAUUCACCCUUCGUACGGUCCAACAUCAGGGAAUUGCAUACAAAAUAAGUCUUUUACAGAUUUACCAGCUAAAGCAAUGGCUGCAAAUAAGUUGCCAUAUGAAACUAAUAACAAAAUUUAUGUUGAGUUAGAUACUUCUCGUAACAAAGGUUACCCCAUGCCUGAGAAUGUUUAUUAUAAUGAAAUUAAUCAUACACAGCAUAUGAGGAGUGAAAUUUUAUUACAAAAUCACCCCACAUUGAAUAUGCAUUCUAUGCCACAACAUCAAAUCUAUAGAAGAGAGAAUAUACCUUUAAAACAUUAUGAGUAUAAUGUUCAUCAUAGGAAUAUAGAUCAGUCUGUAAAUUUAAAUUAUUCAUUACCAAGAAUACCUUUACAAUUUUCACCAAACACUGUUGCUAUUUCUCCUUCUGACUCAAACACUAGUAAUGAUACUGCACAUACUGUAGGAACGGGUCAAGAGGACUGUGGGUAUGUAAGCCAAUCAUCGACUAACAGUGCGAGAAGUUUGGAUGCUAACAAUAUGUCAGCUCAUAAAGAAAGAUACAGAAGACAUGACUAUAACAACCAAACAAUUCAUCGAAAUGUCUUACAUAUUAAUAAUUCUGAAAAAAACCCUAAAAAUAAAAUAAAUUCUUCAAGCAAAAAGAAUAUUGAUGUUAGACAAUUUUUACAAAUGUGGAAUGAAGGAGAAGAUGAGGCCAGUGAAUCCAAUAAAGAGAUUGUGACACAAAUUCAUCAAAAUAAUUUUUCUAUACCAUCUAAAACGACUAAUAAUCAGGAACAACUCUAUGUUCUUGGAUUAGUAAAUGUACCUAGUGAGGAACUUAGUAAAUACGAACAUAUACAGAAAAUUUCUAAACUUCCUGAAAAUAUAAAAGGUUAUAACAACAUAGAAUUGUUAAAUCAAUAUGAAGAACUUUUGGAAUCACCAAUUAACAAUAACUUUAAAAAUAUUCAAAAAGUACAUAAAGAUCACUCAUUGUCUAAAAGACCAAAUGAUAAAGAAAUUGUAACUUUGCCACGGCCAGUUUCUCCUUUAGAUGUAGAAGCAAAAAUUAGCCAAUCUGUUAUUCAUAAAGAAGUAGGUUGUAACUUUGAAAUAAAACCUUGUAGUCCCCAAAUGUUAAAUGUAGAAGUUGCAACACCAAUACAGAGUAUAUUAGGGGAAAGAAUUAUUGAAAAAGUUGCUAACCCAAUCACUAAUAGAUCCAAGUCACCAAGGUUAUCAAUGAAUGAUGACAAUAGAAAUCAUAGUAAUAUUAAAAUUGCAAGUUGUGAUAUGAUUAGUAAACAAUAUACUGUUAAUAACUAUGCUAAUGGGAUAAAAAACAACCAUUAUAAUGUUCAAGACUUUGACAGCAAUUCCGGUAUAUGCUUAGCCUCUCUCCCAAGAUUAGAUAAUGACAUCGAGCUUAAUUUUCCUGAAAUUAAUCAACAAUUUAUAAAAGCAAAUAAAAUUGAAUCUGAAUCACAUCUGUUUCAAAAGGAUUUAGUGCAAUUGAAUUUAGACCAAGUCAGCCAUGAAAAGAACAAUUUCCAACAAAACAGUACUAACUUACCGUCACAAUUUUGUUUGGGUUCUGCGCCUGAAAAAGAAUUUUCCAAGUUAAGUAAAUAUAGGAAGAACAAAAAAUGCGAUUUAAUUUCUAAAGAAGAUAUUCUAGAAAAAAGCAAUGUAGGUACAGCACAGCAGCGAAUAAACAGUGUAAUUAUAAAAAAUCCAGAUACUAAAUUACCUGAAGAUACUAAUAACUCUUGCUCAACUACCAACAACACUUUGAGUGAGAAUAUAAAUAACAACUAUAAUACGGAUCAAAAUUCUGAAAACCUUCUUUCUUCUUUACUGCCUGAUAACAGUGAAAAUAGCAAAAUGUUGUCUUUCGACACAGCUAUUGAUUUUAGCUUAAAUAAAACUGAAGAAACGAAAUCGUACGAUUGCCUUAGUAAAUGUAAUGAUGAACCAGAUUACUUUAGUGAUAAUGAGAAUAUAAAUUUUACAUCAGUAAUUGAUAAAGAAAUUAUAUCAAAAGAUCAACCUAUAGAAUUACAAAUAAAAGAGAUAAAAGAAAUUGAAACCAUUGAAGAUGUUACUAUUAACAAUAAUGCAUUGAUAUCUUAUGAAAUGGCGAUAGAUAACCCAAACAAAGAAAAUAGUAUCCCUGUUAUAAAAAACAUUUCAAAUAUAACUGAAAUUGAAGAGUAUGCUAAUCUACAACAAAAUAGUACAGGUGAUAUAAUCCAGGGAAACGACUGCUUAGGUGUAUCCUUCACUGUAUCGGAAACAGUUGAUGAAGAAAAUAUAAAAAAUAAUCAAAUAUUUACAACAAUUCCGGAUGUAAUCAGUGAUAAAGUAGAAAAUUACCUUGAGAAAAACUUAGAGACUAUCGAAUAUGAGUCUACACUAGACUCCGAUGAAAAAGAAGUUGAAAGUAAUAGUGAUACAAUCACCGCAAACGAAAAUAAAUGUGAUGAUGAUGAUAAAAUGCAUGUCAUGAUAGAAACUGAAGCUGAAACUACCGAGGAUAAAAAUAUUAACAUUAUCACUGCAAGAGAAAACAGUACGAUAGAGACUGUACUUAGUAAAGUCAUUAAAAACAAAAUUAAUGAAGGAUCUAUUUUGCAAAAUGCAACGUCAGUAGAAAGUAAUAAAGAAGAUUUAACUGGAGUUUUUGAUGAAAUAAAAGAAAUUGUAAAUAGUACGAAAAAUAAAAAUGGCGAAGAAGAAAAAAUCUUAAUGCCAGAUAUAAUUGAAACAAAAGAUAUAAAUGAGGAACUUGAGCAGCUUCAGUAUGUGAAAUCUUAUCCUAUAAAUGACCAUUUAGAAGUAAAUUAUAAAACCUACGAUUAUAAUGCCAUACCAAAAUUGAAAGAUUCUUUAUUGAAAGACAGUAGUCAAGACACAAACAUGAUUGAAACGAAGGUGAAUGACUACAUGACCAUAUUAGAUUCAUCCGAAUCUAGUAGUAACUGUGAAAAACGAAUAACCCAUUCGCCACUCAAUAAUGUUGACUUAAAAAGUUCAGAAAAGAAGGAAGAGGAACUUUCAAAUCGGAAUCAAGACAAAAAUUGCAAUAACGAAAAAUUAGUUCCGUGUACAAAUAUCAAUAAUGAAAAACUAAAAGACAAUCAAGAAAUUAGCCCUAGUAAAGAAAAAGAAAAUAUUAAAAAUGAUGUUGAAGAGUUCAGCAGUAAGCUGAAAAUGACUAAAGCUAUUAAAAGUCCAUAUAGAAAAAGAAAAUACAGUUAUUUUGCCAAAGAACUUUAUUCAUCUAGAAUUCAAAAACUUCUUACAUUCCAUGAAGGGAUUUGCAAAGUAAUAUCAAAUAAUGUUUUUGAAACAACAGAAAAACUAACCAAAGCAAAUACUUCAGACGUAAUAUUAAACGAAGAUGUGAAAAAAGAAAGCAAAGACGUAGAAAUAAAGAGUGCUGUGCAAAAUGAUGUAUAUGAUAUCAUAGAUGUCCCUGAAAGUUGUGCAAACGAAGAUCAAAUAAUUAAUUGUGGUUCUUUUAAAGCCCAAAGAGACGGCAAAGAUUUAAAAAAAAGUACUGGUGAUGAAACAUUUCUUAAUGAGGAAAACUGUACAAAAACGACAAAUUGCGCCCCUCUUAUGCGACUAAAUGUUUUAAAAAGAUCUUUAUCAGAAUCAGCAUUAGGAGAUUACGAAGAAAAUGAAAACCUUUCACUCUUUGCUCCUACCAAACGUAAAAAAAGAAAUCAUAACAUUGUAAACCCUGUGAUUUCAGAAGAAUUGUGUAGUAUAAUACAAACUAACCGAAGAAAUUCUAUAUCGACAUUCUACAAUGACGACAACGUAUUUAUACUUAUAGACAAUGAUAUAAUUAUAACCGAAGAACAAGAUGAUACAGACAAAAUGUACUACACUGAAAUACCCGAUGAUAUAUCAAAUAAUAUUACGCAAAAUGAUUUUUCAAAUAAUGAAAAUACUACUUUAAACACAGAAAUGGUUUCAGUUGAGCCAGAUCUGCUCUGUGAGUAUUCGAAUAAUAUAAAUUUCAUUGAAGAAAAAACCGUCGAAGAAUCAUGGGUAGAAGACGUUGCUUGUAUAGAAACAGUAGUAAGCGACGACGUAACUGAUGAUAUUGACUAUGAAAAUAUGUCACCUAAAAAGAAUAAUAUAGACGAUGAAACAGUAAGCGAUGACUCUGCUAUAUUUUGUGAUAGUAAACAUAUAGACAAAAUAAAAAACAUAUAUGGUAACAGUAUGUGUAGUAGCGAUACACAAAUACUGCAAACCUUAUAUAUGACUCCGCAAAUGAAUGUUAAUAAAACUCUUGUAGAUAUAGAAUCUCAUAGUUCAGAUAAAUAUCAAGACUAUAAGACAUUAGAUCUUUCACUGGAAAAUGAUCAUCUUGAUAAAACUGAAAAAGGGAUUCUUACAUACGACACGUGUGAAGUUACAAAUGAAAAAGAAAACAUAAGCGAAGAAGAUAUAACUAUCACAAAAAUAAAACAAAAUAAACAGAUAAACGACUUUUACGUUACAAGUGAAUAUAAUGAAGAAAAAGAAAAAUGCAUAGUGCAUUCAUGCGAAUCAAAUAAUGAUUAUUUGAUGAGUUCAACAAACGCUUUAUCUAGUUAUUCAAAUUCAAGUUCACCUGAAGUGUCUUCAACAACAUCGGAGGAGAAAAAUUCAAGCAUUUUAUUAAAAAUAACAAAUCAUAAUGGGUCUAGAGUGUCGAAAAUUAAUGAAAUUGGAUCCUUGGAUCGAUUAAGUUAUAAACUCACCGAAAAAAAGGAAUACCAGAACUAUAACACAAAUUUUAGUACGUCAGGGACAUUGAUUACAAAAGCUGCUCAAAAAUACAUACCACCUUUGAAAGAAAGCAUACGUGAUCUCAAAAUAAAACUUACCUUACCUCAACAUCGUCUUCAUACCUUGAAACAGUUACAAGUAUCCAAAGUGGAACCAAAGAUAGAUAAUAUAAUAAAAUAUAUUAAUAAUAAUACAAAAAAAGAAAUACCAAAAAAAAAGAAACCAAAAUUCGAAGAUGUUCUUAAAAGUAUAGAUGAAAUUCAAUUUAAAAAACAUAAAGACAAAAUAAAACGAGGAAAAAGUGGAAUACCAAAAGUAGUUAUAAAAAAAAGUGAAGAUGGGGCACAUUAUGCCAGUAGCAAAAGAUUCGAUCACAAAGAAACAUAUAACCCGGACCUAACCGGUAGAAAAUGGCAACCUUGGGUUUUCCUUGAAAAGAAUAAUUUCAUUGAUAAAAUGGCUAUUAAGAAAAAAGUAAACGCCGUGUAUUGUCACCGAAAAAAUAAUUACGUAUUAGCGGAAAAGUUUAGAAAAUACAAAUCAGUUUAUAAUGCCAAUUUUGUCAUAUCCCAACCUAGCUCUGACAAUGCAGCCAAGGGAACCUUGAAAUAUACAAUUAGGUUGAAGCACAAAUAAAUAAUAUUUAUGCACUUCCCUGAUUUGGACACAUGAUUUUAAGCCAUCGUGGCUGUUCCUGAUAAUACAUCCCACCACAGUACGGUCUUAAGUCUAUUAAAUACAUUCCUUUAUUGCAUCAAAGAUUUAUAUUUAUAGUUACCCAUAUAAGUUCGCUACUUAGAUUUAUUUAAAUUAUUAUUAAACAAAGCCAAAAUGUAAUACGAAGUGAUAAAUAUGUUACAAUAUAUACGCGAACUGAUCAGAUCUGUAAUUUGUUGAUUUGUUAAAAUUCUAUUGUUUUGUUACUUCUCUCAUUCCCUUUUUAAAAUAAUUAAUCGCAAAUUUUAUUUCUAUUUCCUAUUAUGUUUAUUAUUGUUAUAAUGUUUAACGUUAACGCACGGUAGCCAUAAUGAGUAUUAAUAUUGUUCAUUUUUAAAUCGUUACGAUUUAGAAACUAAGUAUUUUUGAAAUUGUAAAUAGAUAAGAUAAUUGUGUUAUUUCAUAAGUUCAAUAAUUUAUGUUUCAUUGCAAACAUAAUAUAUUUUUCUUACAACUGAGUAAUGCAGUUUGCAUUUUACAGUUGUUGAUUGAGGGUAUUGUGCGAUUAUUAAGAAACCUUUUUUUAAAAUUUGAUAUCGUAUUGCUCACGUAAAUUUUAAGCUCAUCAAAAUUUAGAAGUUAGAUGAAGAAGAAAUAUUAAUUUAAUCAAAAGUACAAAAAUCGCAGGCAGUAAAUAUUGCGAACUAAAGUUUUAUAUUUUCUCACGACAGCUGGACCAUAUUCGACAAAUUAAAUAAAAAGAGUCUUAGUCUUUAAAGCCAUGUGAUGUGUAUGUGAUUAGUGAAUUAUUAAUCGUCGUGAGUAAAAAUUGGUAGUUUGUUCUCAGUGUACAUUUCAAUACAUCUGUAAAUAUUGUACCUCUUUCCGCAGACACCGCUAAUUUAAAAAUAUUUUGUACGAUGUUUGCAUGAUUUACGAAAAAUAUCGUUUUAAUUAAAUAACCAAAUACUCAAAUAUAUAUAACGUAGCAGAAUUUAUUGUUUGCUUGAAUUGUCAUCCGUUUGAAGAUAUAUCUUCAAACAGUUGGUAAAUCUGUAUAAAGUAUUUGUUUACGAGAAGAAAAAUAAAUAGUAAAAUGAAACACGAAGUGCCUGUUAACUAAUGUAAUUAAAACAAUAUAAAAUAAUUCUUAAAAAUAUAUUUAUUUAAAACCAAAUUAAUAUUUACAUUGUUCGUUAUCA